AUGUCAGCCAGUAAGCUCACGAGGCGAGCAACGCCAACCAAGGAGACUCUUCAAACUCAAACAUCUUCCUCGUUGUCGUCGUCGUCUCUGCGUAUCCGCGACAAUCAGCGUCGCUCGCGCGCCCGACGGAAAGAAUACAUCCACGAUCUCGAGCAGCGACUACGCGCGUUCGAGGCUGCGGGUGUCCAGGCGACGCAGGAAGUCCAAGCCGCGGGGCGAAGGGUUGCAGCGGAGAAUGCUCUCCUCCGGUCACUGCUACGGCUGCGUGGUAUUUCUGAUCAGGAGGUUGAGGGGUAUCUGGCAGGGCAUAGGGCGGACUUUGACGCGCUGCCUGCUGCCGUUCCGCCGGGAGCUGGACCGAUGCCGAAGGAGCGGUCGCACGUGGAGGGUCGCGAGUCCGAGUCUCUAGGUCCAACUGGCAUCUCUGAAACCGAGACUCCCUGGCAACCAACACCAACACCAACCUCAUCCGACGGCGAGCGCAGAGAGCGGAUGGCCUCUCUCCCAGCCACGGAUCCGCAGGUGGUCGAUUCUGAGCGGCCUGUUCCAGUCAGCUCUCUCAUUCAUGACAUUUCGAAUCCACAGCCAUCGCUCUGUGCCAAUGGCAGCUCGGGGCAGUCUACUCCAUGCGAAACGGCAGCCAGGAUCAUCACGUCUAUGCGCAGCUGCACCGAUGCGCGGGAUGUGCGCUCGGAGCUGGGAUGCGAGUCGGGUGCCGAGUGUAUGGUUCGUAACAUGGAUAUAUUUCAGCUACUGGAUGGAUGAUGGUUACAGUGAUACUAGAGUUGCGAUUGUUUCUGUCCCUUGAGAACAUACUACUACUUUCAAGUAGACAACUACGAUAAACAAGUGACUUCACACAUUAGGAAUCCAGG
Aspergillus calidoustus is the source of this 875-nucleotide messenger RNA. The record is from the annotation of a GenBank genome assembly. NCBI's taxonomy places the organism in Eukaryota, Fungi, Ascomycota, Eurotiomycetes, Eurotiales, Aspergillaceae.